Neltuma alba is the source of this 1560-nucleotide messenger RNA. Its product is annotated as PI-PLC X domain-containing protein At5g67130-like. The transcript is spliced from 8 exons. Gene Ontology annotation, biological process: lipid metabolic process. Bases 1 to 1263 code for a protein of 420 amino acids. NCBI's taxonomy places the organism in Eukaryota, Viridiplantae, Streptophyta, Magnoliopsida, Fabales, Fabaceae. Gene Ontology annotation, molecular function: phosphoric diester hydrolase activity. The record is from RefSeq and is a predicted model, not a curated record.
AUGGCUACGAAGAAGAGCAUUCUUCAGAGGUUGCUGGGUAGGAUUGGCACUUCACAAAUUCAAGUGGUUUUAGUGGUCCUUGGCCUCCUCACCACUUCGUCCUGCCUUGAGUUAGGAGAAACCUGCGGGUCGGGCAACCAAUGUGACGAUGGUCUCCGUUGUGAAGCGUGCCCUGCAAAUGGGAACACCCGACCCAGAUGUACUCGGAUCCAGCCCACGAGCCCCACCUCCAAGGUGAAAGGUCUGGCGUUCAACAAGUAUUCAUGGUUGACCACGCACAACUCGUACGCUCGCUCCGGUGUUACGUCGGCCACCGGAUCCGCCAUUAUAUCCCCAACCAACCAGGAAGACUCGGUCACCAGUCAACUCAAUAACGGGGUUCGAGGACUUAUGCUGGAUAUGUAUGACUUCGAAAACGAUAUAUGGCUGUGUCACUCCUUCAAUGGGCAAUGUUACAACCUCACCUCAUUUGAACCGGCCAUCAACGUGCUGAGAGAGAUACGAUCGUUUCUGGAAGCAAACCCGACAGAGAUUGUGACUCUCUUCAUAGAAGACUACGUCACAUCUUCCAACGGCCUCACCAAGGUGUUCAACGCUUCCGGCCUCUCCAGCUACUUAUUCCCUCCGUCUCGAAUGCCCAAGGAUGGCGCCGACUGGCCCACCGUCGACCAAAUGGUUGAUCAAAACCAGCGUCUCCUUGUCUUUACUUCCAAAUCAUCCAAACAAGCCUCCGAGGGCAUUGCUUACCUGUGGAACUACGUCGUUGAAAACCAAUAUGGGGAUGAUGGAAUGAAAGCCGGAUCAUGUCCGAAUCGCGCAGAGUCGUCGCCGAUGGACAACAGAUCCAAGUCACUGGUUCUGGUAAACUAUUUUCCGACGAACCCGAUUGCAGAGGAAGCUUGCGCCAACAAUUCAGCGCCACUGCUUAACAUGAUGAACACUUGCCAUCAGGCAUCCGGCAAUCGGUGGCCGAAUUUCAUAGCUGUUGAUUUUUACCAGAGGAGUGAUGGGGGAGGAGCCCCGGAAGCUGUUGAUGAGGCCAAUGGUCAUCUCACUUGCGGCUGCGAUCGCAUCGCCUAUUGCAAGGCAAAUGCUACGUUUGGGACGUGCGAUGUGCCUGUGAUAUCUCCGCCGCCGCCAGCUGCGGUGGGUAACGGAGGAGGCCAGGCUUCCCAUUCCGAAGGCAUUAGACCCGCCGAGUUGCUGCAAUCUGCUGCUCUCAUUUUGGCAUUAACAACUUUGCUCGGCUUCCACAUGACAUAGGUCACACUUGGGUCGUUCCGUUGGCAUUUUUGGAAUCUAUGCCCAUUUAUUUUCCCUAUCUGAUUUCAUCUGGUGUUUCAUUCCCUUUUCCACCCCUGAUACAAUAUUUCCAUGUCUCUGCUCCGCUUUCACUACAAUGUUUCGGGCUUCUUGCUCUGUCUACUUUUUUUUUUGUUGACCGAAAUGCUCUGUCUACUUUCGAACAUCAUUGCUCGUGCUAGGGCGAAUGAUCUCUUUUACGUGUAUAUGAUUAUUGAUGUCAUAGAUUGAUUGAUUCAUACACAUUUCUUCCCUUUA